Messenger RNA from Paramecium pentaurelia, 1575 nucleotides. The record is from the annotation of a GenBank genome assembly. NCBI's taxonomy places the organism in Eukaryota, Ciliophora, Oligohymenophorea, Peniculida, Parameciidae.
AUGGGCAAUAAUUCCUCAUAAAUUGGUAAUGGCUAUGGAUACAGAAUCAUAUCUAUUGAACCAAAUUCAUUUGGAUCAAACCUCAGUAUAAUUGUUUAAGAUUAUUUUAGAUUUGGAAAUCUUUCUAGAUUAUAUAGUCCAGAUAAAAUCUGAUUCGUAAGUGAAUGCUCUUAAAUUACUUGAAAGUGAUGAACCUAUAGAAUUGUCUAUUUUGAAUAUAUUUUCUUUGGAGACAAGAAAAAUUUAUAUUUCUGAGCCACGAUCAACAAUUAAAUUGGGUCUUUACAUCAGAUACGAAUCAAUAAAUCCUUUGAUUCUACAUAUUACAAAAGUAUUGAAGGGCAGUCCUGCAGAAUCAAGUGGACUUAAAAGCAAUUAAGAUUAUCUAUUAGGUGUUAAAUCUCAUAGGUAUUAAACUAUAGAUGAAUUCUCAGAUAUAGUAACAGGAUAAGCAUAUUCUAAAUAAUUAAUUGAAGUAAAUCAUAAUAAUAAUAAUAAUUAAGUUAUGCAUAUUUUCGCCAUUAACUAAAAAAUCACCUAGAGUUGUUGUAUUAGAACCUAAAUUUAAUUGGGGAGGACCAGGAGCUUUAGGAUGUGAAUUUGCAUCAGGUGCUUUACAUUCUUUCAAUUUUUCUUAAUUGAUUAAACCUUAAGAAGGUGAUGAGUGUAAAGAAGUAUUAAAUAAUGAAGAUAAUUCAUAAUAAUAAUAAAAUGAGGAAUAAAAAUAAUAAUAACAAUUUGAAAAUAGAGAAUAAAAUGAUAUAAUAUUUAAUAACAAUGAAGAUUAAUAAAUAGAACUUAAUAAAUCACUUUCAUUAGAUAAAAUUAAUGAUAUUUAAGAACAUUCAAUAGAUAAAGCAUUAAGCUUAAGUUGUUCAUAAAGUAAUUUAUUUGAUAUUAAUGAUUUAAUAGUUAGUGAAUCAAAAUAAAAUACAAAAACAUCAGUAUAAUAAGAAAAUUAAUAAAGUGUUGGUUUUGAAUAAUAAUAAAUAAUAAGUUAGGUUGAGAUGAAAAAUUCUUAGAAUAUUGAUGAAAGCAGUAUUUUAGCUGAUUUAGAUAAUCAAUAAAAAAAUUAAUAAAAUUAUGAAUAAAUUUAAUCUGAUAUUUUAUUGCCAGAAACACCAACUAAUUUUGGUAUGUCACAAUAAGAUUCUUAAUUUGAGAAUGGAAUAGAUGAAGUACAUUAAAUUAUAUAAUUAAGUAAGGAGAGAUAACUAAAUUUAAGGGAGUAUUGAGAUUUUAGAAGGAUGGAUAAGAACCUUAUUUAGAAAAAGAGGAAGUUAAAUAAAUAGAUCAUUUAAAUAGUUCUUUCUAAUUAAAAAACGCAUCAUCAGAUUAUUCCCAUUUAGAAUAGAAUAAAAAUGAAAUACAAGGUAAAUUAAUAUAAUAUAUUAAAAAGUUUAAACUUAAUCAAGUGUUUCUUAAUAGGAUAAUGAAUCUAAAAAUGUAGUAGUGAAAUAUGUGAAUUAAUUAGUAUUUAAAUCUCCAAAAAGAGAAUAAAUGUAUGUAGUUGAUAAAAAACUAUUAUUUGACAUUUAAUUUGAAGUACCAAAAUAUUAUGUAAAUAUUUAUUGA